This is a messenger RNA of Musa acuminata AAA Group (dessert banana), 1015 nucleotides long. RefSeq lists its product as uncharacterized. The coding region runs from base 49 to 600 and encodes 183 amino acids. NCBI's taxonomy places the organism in Eukaryota, Viridiplantae, Streptophyta, Magnoliopsida, Zingiberales, Musaceae. The transcript has 2 exons. The record is from RefSeq and is a predicted model, not a curated record.
UCCAUCCUAGAUUGCAUCAGGUUCUGGGCCUCUUUUGUUCUCCAAUCCAUGGAACGUGCAAAGAACACGAAUGAGAAGGUGGAGGUGGUGCACGAGGCCCUUCAUCAACUCCUGGAGGAGCGGAAGCGACGCCGCAAGGAGGAGGAAGAGGAAGACCUACUCCUCUCCAACUUGCUCCUUCAGUUGGAAUCCUUAGAGAAGGAUGGCAUCGCUACGGAAGGGACGAAGGAAUCAGCUAUCGAAGAAGAGCCUGAAUUCUCCAAGCCUGUCAGCCAAAACUGUGAAAAAAGGGAGGUUGGCAUGGAUGAAGAAAUAGCAAGGGAGCUUAGUAAAGUAAAGAAGCAGAAUCUCAUUACCCAUUGCCUUCUAUCUGUCAUGCUCGUCAUUACUGCGGUAUGGCAAUUCAACGAGGUCUCCCUUCUGCUCGCGGUCAGGGAUAAACUGAGCCACCCCCUCCGAACCGUCGGGGAUGUGGUCAAGCGGUGUCUGAAAGGAAAUGGCAAGAGGCCGCAGAUUGAAGCACUUCCUUUGCCACCGAUUGCUGUGCCAGAGCUGUCUAAUGCGGAUUUGCUGCCCUUGACUCUGAGAAGCGAGGAAUGAAUCUUGUGGGAACAUUAUCACCGUUGAUGCAUGUAAGCGUUCUCUUCGUCGCAUGAUACUUAGCCACCAAUUGCCGUGCCAGAGCUACCAAAUGUGAAUUUCCCAUCCUUGACUCUUGGCAGCGAUGAAUCAAUCAUGUGAGAGAAUGAUCAGUAUUGAUGCAUCCAAGUGUUCUCUUCGUCGUAUUGAAUGCGACAUUUCAGUUUCCUUGUGGAUCUUGUGCCAUUAUCCAUUUGAAACCUUGCAUUGGACAAUUUCAGUUUCCUUGUGGAUCUUGUGCCAUUAUCCAUUUGAAACCUUGCAUUGGACAUUUCAGUUUCCUUGUGGAUCUUGUGCCAUUAUCCAUCCGAAACCUAAGUAUUAUCUCAAAUUGUGUCCAAUUUAAAUGUGUAAAGGACAUACUUAGCAAUCCAAG